This is a messenger RNA of Drosophila kikkawai, 1592 nucleotides long. It is a transcript of the gene OXA1L, whose product is annotated as OXA1L mitochondrial inner membrane protein. Gene Ontology annotation, biological process: protein insertion into mitochondrial inner membrane from matrix. Gene Ontology annotation, molecular function: membrane insertase activity. Gene Ontology annotation, cellular component: mitochondrial inner membrane. NCBI's taxonomy places the organism in Eukaryota, Metazoa, Arthropoda, Insecta, Diptera, Drosophilidae. The record is from RefSeq and is a predicted model, not a curated record.
UAGUUGUCACUUAUGUAUAUCGGUAUUCGAAUUAUAUUUCAAACCCAUACAAAAUUGUAGGAAAGUUAAAUUCUUAAAAGACGACUUCUGUGGACAUACUUACCAAGCUGUGUAGAAUUGCAAAAUGGAAAAGAUGCUGGCCCACAGGAUGCAGCUAUGGAGGACGACCAACACGGCGGUGGCCCUUCAAUCCAUCACUGGCCGUUGGGCCGCACAGAACUCCAGCGUGGGCAGAAGAGAUCUCCACCAGCAGAGGUUCAUUCGUGGCAGCCCCCUGCCGCUGGCAGUCAGUGGGAAAUGGCUGAAUCCCCACCAGUUGCGCUUUGCCAGCGGAGGAGCAGCUGCAGCAGCAGCGGGAGUUAACACAGCACCCGGCGGGGAAUUCAUGCAGGCUGUAUCCACCACGAAACUGGUUGACCUUCCCGACAUACCAGCGGCCCCGACGCCCCCUGUCCUGGGCACAAAUGGAAUCGACGUUAUGGAGGCGGUCAAUGCGGCGGGAGAGCCCACCUUCGCCUCGAUAGGAUUGGGCGGCUGGUCGCCAAUUGGCAUUGUCCAGAACUGCAUGGAGUUCCUGCACUGCACCUGGGACCUGCCCUGGUGGGGAGCCAUCGCCAUCGGAACCCUUGUGGUGCGCACUAUUAUCUUCCCGCUGGUCAUCGUGGCGCAACGGAACUCGGCCAAGAUGAACAACAAUAUGCCGCAGAUGCAGAUGCUCCAGCUGAAGAUGACCGAGGCCAGGCAGUCGGGCAAUGCCAUCGAAUCGGCGCGUUAUGCCCAGGAAAUGAUGCUGUUCAUGAAGGAAAAGGGCGUCAAUCCUCUGAAGAACAUGGUAGUGCCAUUGGCUCAGGCGCCGCUCUUCAUCAGCUUCUUCAUGGGCCUGCGACAGAUGGCCAAUACGCCGGUGGACUCUAUGCGUGACGGAGGCCUCUUCUGGUUCACCGAUCUGACGCUGGCGGAUCCCUACUACCUACUGCCCAUGAUCACCAGUGCCACGCUGUACCUGACCAUUGAAAUCGGCACGGAUUCGGCGCGCUUAUCCGCCGCCAACAUGAACACCAUGAAGUAUGUCCUGAGAGCCCUGCCCAUCGUCAUCUUUCCCUUUACGAUGAACUUCCCCGCCGCCAUCCUGACCUACUGGGCCUGCAGUAACUUUAUAUCGCUAGGUCAGGUGGCUCUGCUGCGGAUACCCUCUGUGCGGGAUUACUUCAAGAUUGAGAAGAUGCAGACGCACAAGCCAAGCGCCCUGCCUCCAAAGAAGGGAUUCGUUGGUGGCAUGAAGGAGUCCUGGGACAACAUGAAGAUCACCAAGGAGAUCGAGGAACGGCAACGCCUGGACGAGAUCAGGUUUGCCAAGGCGGGCAAGGGUCCGCUGGUCAAGACCUUCAAAUACGAUCCCACCAAGAUCACAAAGACCGCUACCGCGGAGCCGCACAUGCGUUUAAAGGAGCCGCCCAAUGAGCAGCGAUAGUGUUUGACCGCCGGAGCUGUGUCCUGUUACGUUAACUUAACCCAUUUAGCCCAUAGUAAACCCCCUGUAAACUUUGAAAGUUUUGCUGCUAAAAAAAUAUAUAAAAUUUAAAAAACCAAAA